This is a messenger RNA of Patiria miniata (bat star), 2084 nucleotides long. It is a transcript of the gene tex45, whose product is annotated as testis-expressed protein 45-like. Lineage: Eukaryota; Metazoa; Echinodermata; Asteroidea; Valvatida; Asterinidae. The transcript has 8 exons. The record is from RefSeq and is a predicted model, not a curated record. The coding region runs from base 396 to 1856 and encodes 486 amino acids.
GCGCCCUCAUAAUCAGACAAGUAGCAUUGUCCCGUCACACAGGCAGGGAGCGCCGUAGCCAUGGAAACGGCAACUUGGGGGACAGGUUGGGUGCACAAAGUACGUACACGGGACGCAGUCACUGUGUAAAUCAUGCUAUACCAAUGGAACACAACGAUGUAAAUGAAGGUUUUUUGGCAUUGGAACCACCAUCGAACAUGGACAUUUCUUUCUUUUAAUUCCACCCGGCAAUUCCUACAAGUGGAGUAAAUAUUACCCGAUACUUCGUUACAAGGGUUUGUCAAUAGAGUAGCCUACAGACAGUUUGAUGUUGUCUCAUUGAGUAAACUGGAAUAAAACCUGACUGACUGGAAGCUUCGUUUUGAUCCAGAAGCUCGCUAGUACCAUCCGCCAAGAUGCCGUCCGAAUCAGUCACUCUCCCAGCCAUCAAUUCAAUCCCAGCUCAACUCAAAGGCAAAGACUUCCUUUCCUCUUCUCACUUCCGUAUCGGCAACGACAGGCGCUUAUCGCGUAGCGCCUUGAGGCGCAGCACCUUUACCAAGGACUAUAUAGCACACGAACACUAUGGCAGAGUAGCGGCCUCUGAUCCACCAGCGCCUGCUGAUGUCAUGCACCGUGAUCCGCACCAAGGAAGUCAGAAUACCACAGAAUCCAAUUUGGCCUUUACAGGUCGCUCUAUACCCAAGGUGCAAAUGUGUCUUAAGCUCAAUAAGACUAACUUCAAGAUGGAUACUGAUGAGAGAGUGGAUGUCUUCCACACCACGCAUGCAAGUCACUACAAUCCCAAGCCUCUAAGUAAGAGUUUUCCGUUUGAUAACGCGAUGAAGAGCUACGUACCUCAAGGGGAUAAAGAGAAAGAGAAGAUGCCAAUGUCUGAUUACAGAGAUAACUUCUUGGGUCAUGACACUAGGGUGGUCAAGGUGAAGAAAGCUCCGUGUAUGCAUGAUGGCGGCCCAAGCACAAUUCGUGGUGAAGAUAGAACCCACAAGCAAUUUGCUUCGUCGACAGAAGAGCAGUUUCCUGGAAGAUAUCUGCCUUAUGUUGCAGUCAAACCGGAUCUUCUGGGUUCCAAUAUUCCUCGAGGCGACCAAGAGAAACUUGUCCAUAAAGACACUACCCAGCUUCUGUCUUAUCCUAAGCCUGGUUCAGCCAACUACCGCAUCUAUAGGCGUGACAACGCCCUCACCAGGCUAGGGGAUACUAACUACAAGGUGGGGCACGCGAAGAAGUAUGACAAGUUUGAGACGACAGCGGCUCAAUCCUUCCAGCUGGAUCAAAUGCCAGCCCCGACAGAGAUAAUCCCCUAUGAAAGCAAUGCCAGUAGCUUACCGGAGGGCGAUCGUAACCCAGAAAGGGUGAAAAGCAGAGUGACUACCACCAACUAUACGUUCUACCACAAAAAGCCCCCUGGGAAUUUCCGUAAUGACAUCAUAUCGGGAGCAAACAAACUUACCUCCAGUGAGGUCGCUUUUGGAGUACCCAGCCAAUACUCGGCGUACUACUCUACGACUCAGACCGACAAUUACCCAGCAUUCCAUGUACCGGUAGAACGUGUGGCGGGACACGAGAAGAUUCGGAGCAAGGUGCCUCUGGAUUACUAUGGAAACGGUACAGAGGUUGAUACAUCAACCACUAAAGAUGAUUUCCCAUCCUGGAGAGAGAUGCCAUUACACACCGUCAGCAAGGAAACACUUGCUAAGUUGCGUCGAUCCAACAUCACCCCACCCCUUCACGGUGAUCGUGAGUUUAAUACGACUCACUUGACUUCCUACACAGCAAAGAGGGUUGAUCGAUACCAGUACGACAGUGGGAAACUACAAAGGAGUACAGUACCACUUGGAACUAUGACCAUAUGAAGUUCAAGCAUUUCAGAAAUAUGUAUUUUCUUUUGGAAAGCAAAUCCUUUUCAAGUUCCACAUCUUAUUUUGCCUGAUUAAUUUUAUUUGGUUUGAUGAGCAUGUAAUUUUAGCAGUCUCAGAAAUAUCAAAGCCUUGUAUAGUCGUUUAUUUUGCCUGAAAGUAUUUAUCGGCGUAUUUUAUUACAUUUUUAUGAUUGAAGUGUGUAUAUAUUUCAUUCACUGCGUU